This is a messenger RNA of Moesziomyces antarcticus, 375 nucleotides long. RefSeq lists its product as uncharacterized. The transcript has 2 exons. Bases 1 to 375 code for a protein of 124 amino acids. The record is from RefSeq and is a predicted model, not a curated record. Lineage: Eukaryota; Fungi; Basidiomycota; Ustilaginomycetes; Ustilaginales; Ustilaginaceae.
AUGCGCGGAUCGACGCUUCCAGUUUCCGACCAAGCCGUGCUGACACGCCGCUCGCUCUUCUGCAACGGUUCGAAGCUGCAGUUGCCGUUACAGUAUGGCCAGACGGAUAAGCCGUGCAUCCGCCGUGCCGAUGCUGACACGCCACUGGUGGUCCCUUCGAUACGAUGGCAUGGCGAGAAACAAAGGUGUGUUUGGGUCUCGAUCGUCGCCGCAUCGGCGUUUUCCGAGUCGGUGCCCAACGUCACAGUGCCUGAGCUCUCGACCCGCGCUGCUGCUGCUGCUGCUGCUUCCGGCUCACAAUCUCUAGGCCAAAACAUGCCCGCCUCUCGCCCUCCCCACACAGCAGCAGCAGCAUCCCAACAGCAGCAGCCGUAG